AGUCCCCUGCUUCGGGAUGCAUUUAAGCAGGCGCAAUGGUAAUUAGGGUUUCCUCCAUCAUCAGCAGACGCGCCGAGACCCCAAGCAGCUCCAGCGACCCUCCUUCGCCUCACCAUGGUCCUCAAGACUGAACUCUGCCGCUUUAGCGGUGCCAAGAUUUACCCCGGCAAGGGAAUCAGGUUCAUUCGCUCGGAUUCCCAGGUUUUCCUGUUUGCCAAUUCUAAAUGCAAGAGGUACUUCCACAACCGUCUGAAGCCUUCGAAGCUUACAUGGACAGCCAUGUACAGGAAGCAACACAAGAAGGAUAUCGCCGCUGAGGCUGUGAAGAAGAAGCGCCGUGCCACUAAGAAGCCUUACUCGAGGUCUAUUGUUGGUGCUACCUUGGAAGUCAUUCAGAAGAAAAGGACUGAGAAGCCAGAAGUCCGUGAUGCUGCACGUGAGGCUGCUCUCAGGGAAAUCAAGGAAAGAAUCAAGAAGACAAAGGAUGAGAAGAAGGCAAAGAAAGCUGAGACGGUGGCCAAGUCGCAAAAGACCCAAUCCAAGGGGAACAUGCCUAAGGGUGCUGUGCCAAAGGGCCCCAAGCUCGGAGGUGGCGGUGGAAAACGAUAAAUUCGUUUGCCCUGCUUUCUUGUAAUCCGGUACCAUCCGGCAUCUACAGUUUAGAUAAUUUGUUUCAAUUUCUGUUUGGACCAACUCACAUAUUUUACCAAGGAUCUUUUGUCAGAUUCAGUUUGAUUUUGUUUAAUGCAUAUCAGUUCGGAGUUUGUUGAUCA
Syzygium oleosum is the source of this 773-nucleotide messenger RNA. RefSeq names its product 60S ribosomal protein L24-like. The transcript is spliced from 5 exons. Lineage: Eukaryota; Viridiplantae; Streptophyta; Magnoliopsida; Myrtales; Myrtaceae. The record is from RefSeq and is a predicted model, not a curated record. The coding region runs from base 115 to 609 and encodes 164 amino acids. Gene Ontology annotation, molecular function: structural constituent of ribosome; mRNA binding. Gene Ontology annotation, cellular component: cytosolic large ribosomal subunit. Gene Ontology annotation, biological process: cytoplasmic translation.